This is a messenger RNA of Myripristis murdjan (pinecone soldierfish), 1269 nucleotides long. RefSeq names its product bolA family member 1 (gene bola1). Lineage: Eukaryota; Metazoa; Chordata; Actinopteri; Holocentriformes; Holocentridae. Bases 86 to 538 code for a protein of 150 amino acids. Gene Ontology annotation, cellular component: mitochondrion. The transcript is spliced from 2 exons. The record is from RefSeq and is a predicted model, not a curated record.
CAUCGAGUACGCAACCAACAACCAACGGUCGUACCUGCAGGACGGUUGUACACUUGUUAGGAGAGGUCUCCUGCCGCGACAUCUGAUGCUGCCCAGUGUCCUCCGCUGUGCUCGGCCCGUCUCCACCGCUCUUGCCUUAAGCCGGCCUCUGGCCCACUUCAGACCGCACAUGGACCCAGACCCCAGCCGGCCCGUUGAGAGGGCCAUCAGAACUAAACUGACCGAUAUGCUCAAGCCUGAGCACUUGGAGGUCCACAAUGAAAGCCACAUGCAUGCUGUGCCCCCGGGCUCCGAGUCCCACUUCCGGGUUUUGGUUGUCAGCCCGAUGUUUGAGGGCCUGUCUUUGAUACAGCGUCACCGGUUGGUCAACGAGGCUUUGCGCGAGGAGUUGAGUAGCUGUGUUCAUGCGCUGGCUAUCCAGGCAAAGACCCCUGAGCAGUGGGGCAGCAACCCCACCCUGGCCAAGAGUCCACCCUGCUUGGGAGGCUCUAAGGGAGAUCACACCAUGGAGGAGAAACUGAAGGCCGGACGAGAAUGAAUUGUUGGACUACAGGACGGGGUUGUCCUGGUCUGGACUGUGAGAAAUGGAAUGGGGUGCUGUAGAAAAGUUUCAGUAAUGAAAUCUCUGUGUUUCUUCUGUAAAUUUAUGCAGUAGUGAUGCUUGGAGAUUUGGGUGUUCCAUCUGUCAUUCAGGACCAGUUAAUAAUUCCAUCACAGAUUGUCAUGCAAGAAUGCUUUUCUUUUGAUAUCAUACCUUAUCAAAAAGGUAAUAGUAAAUAUUAAGGCAACUGUUUUAUUUUAGAGGAAAAUUGGAUAUUCUAAUCUCACAUUUUUCUAGAAGUGGUUGCAAAUUUCUUGCACUGUUGUUUCACAACUGCUGAACAAAUACAGAAAACUUAGCGACAUCAAAUAGGUCAAUCUGAUGAUUAUAUACUUUAUAAGGCAAAGAUAUUUUUUUUUCAUCAGAUGAGUGCACUGACAAACUAAAGCUGCUGUCUUUGAAGCUCAUUAAGACCAUAUUGCCCAAACUUUCAAAACCUGAUGUAGACUACUCAAUAUUACCUCCGGCUAAGGUGGGGUAUAACACUGUAAAAUAAUUCUGUCAUGGAGGUGUGUAUGUGUGCAUUUAUAUUUUUAGCUUUGACCUUUCUCUCCUGUGUCAGUAUAGCAGGGUAGAAGUCAGAGCGCAAAGCUAUUUUCAUAUUUCUUUGAAGUGACUGGACAUACUCAGUAUUGUUGAAUAAAAUGUAAAUAAAAUUCUGAAAUUCA